Molecule: messenger RNA, 7122 nt
Organism: Actinia tenebrosa (Australian red waratah sea anemone)
Lineage: Eukaryota; Metazoa; Cnidaria; Anthozoa; Actiniaria; Actiniidae
Biological process (GO): meiotic chromosome separation; proteolysis
Cellular component (GO): mitotic spindle; cytoplasm; centrosome
Molecular function (GO): cysteine-type endopeptidase activity
Source: RefSeq, a predicted model, not a curated record
CAAUGCAAAAAUAUUUAUCAAGAUGAACCUUCCAAGUUCUCGCAUUUUGGUGACUUAACAUGACUAUAAUACACAAUGGAAGGCGAAAGAAUACUUAAAGAACUGCUGAAGAAGAGAUUGGGUGGUCUUUACGACGAUACGAAGAAUUAUAUUGCCACUUUGAAGAGAGUUACUGAGAGUAAGAAUGGCUACACGGCGAAUGGCUGUAAUACAGUGGAAGAGGUGGUGUCCAAGUAUAGUGGAUUUUGUAACAAGUUUUUAAGAUGUGCCAUCGAAAUAUUGAAGGGAUCGAAAGAGACAAAAGAUGUAGAAGAAAUCAUGUUGAUUGUCGAUAUGGUAAUGAAUGUUCUCGACUUGGUUCUGACUGCCGAAAAUGGAAAAUAUUUGAAGUUUACUCCUUCUCUGGAUGAUGUUGGUAGAAAAAUUCUCCAUAUUACAAACCAUCUGCUAAACAAAAACUUAUUUGACACUUCCCUUGUCUACAUUAAUUACUGCAUCAAGUAUCUCAGAAUGGCAAGGAAUAUUGAUACUAUUGAAGACUGUAUACAAAAAGAACUUAGGAAUGUUGCUUUGCACAUGGGAAACUUGUCAUGGAAAGGAGCACAAAGACUUGAACAAUUGAAUUCUUCAAAACAAAAACUCAAAGACAAACAAGAAUAUGUCAGUGGAUGUAAAGAUGUGCUAGAAUGGAGACUUACAGCUGUUAUCUUUGAGCUAGAAGCAUGCUCGUCUGGUCUUGAAUCAUUGGUCACCAAGGCUAUCAAGUCAAUUUCAAAGUUUCAAAUGGAUAGUGGUUCUUGUCAGCAAUGUGAUGAUGACAGUAUCAAACUCUGUGAAUCUGUAUUUUCUGCUAUCAAAGAAAGGCUACUGGAACAGUGUAAAUCUGGCAAGACCAUAAAUAAUUCUUCAGUGUUUUCUAUUGUUGAUCUUGGCUUACACCUUGCAAGAAUGUAUAAUAAUUUAGAAAGAACAGAUAAGGCAAACAUUUUCUUUGAGGAGCUUCAAGGUUUGACAAAUGGAGUGGUAAAACCAAAGAAGACAAAUACUGCAGAGGGUUGCUUAAUAUCACGGUUCAUCAUGUGUAAUACUACAAUAACUAAAGCAGCCGUUUUAUUUGAUACCAUCUACAAUCAUGAACCUUUGGGUGAGCAGCAAAAGUCAGAUGAAUUAAUGAGAUUAAAGAAGAUGUUGAAUGAAGGUAAGCGACUGCUGGAAAUCUUGAUGGAAAGCAGAGCUCGAACUCCAUUUCCUUCAUCAACUGUUUUGCAGUCUCUAGAAUGCCUUAAAUCAAGAGUACAAAGUAUGUGCAAUUUUUCAAAGGAAAAAAGCAGAAGCCUAAAAUUUGUAAUACCUUAUGAAAUUUAUCAAAGUGUGCAAUCAAUAUUAGAACAGUAUGAAGGUUUACUUCAGUUAGAAGUGGAGUCUUGCGUGGCAAAGAAAUGCUCAACAAAGGAAUCUACAGUACUUCAGCAACAACAGCAGAAGCUUGUGGAAAGGAUGUUUGCAUUGUCUAGCUUUAUCAUGAAGUUUUAUCAGCAUCAAAUACAGGUUGGGAUAAAGGAAAAGAAUAAGGAAAAGAAUAAUGAUAACAGCCAGCUGAUGUCUAACUGCAUCAAGUAUUCACAAACCACCAGCACGAGAAUUCACUCAAUGAUGGAGAAUUCUGCUGUCAGUCUGUCUACCAAUGAAUUGAUGUGGCAUGGCUCUCUGUCCUUUGCACUCGGCAUGGAGGCCUACAAAUGUGACCUGUUUCAAGAGGGGGCAGUAUUAAUGUCAAUUGGAUGCAGUGACCUGAAAGACUGGAGCUUGUUGGCUUGUGAUGAUUAUGACUUGGUGCACACAAGAUUAAAGGAGCUUCUUCCCAAGUAUGGAGCCCUUAUAGAUUGCCAGAGAAGAUCAAGAUGUUAUGAAGAAGCCUUUGAUAGUGCUACAUCAAACAUAACAUUGUUCCUUCAACUUGAUAUGAUAUCUGACUUUAGUUCCUUGUCUACUGAUCUCCAAAAACAUGUUCAUCUUUGGCUGAAAACAAAGAGUGACUUGAUUAAACACUCAAGUAAUGAUGAUUUGUCUGAGAUCAGAUUAAGGACAUUGUAUAAUGUUAUCUCAGAAGUGGAGGACUUCUCAAGUCUUACUACAGAACAGCUGGGUUCCAUUCUACAGGAAGAACUCAAGUGUUAUAAAGCACUCACAAGAUUUGAUACAUCACUAGAACAACUGUCAGUAACCAAGCAGUUGAUAGACCUGUAUACUGCUGAGAAAGACUUAUUCAACCUUGCUAUAGCAAUGGUAGAACAUGCAAGGGUUCUUCAUGCAAGUGGGAAUCUUGAUUACAGUGACAGAUCACCUUUAGAACUUUGCCAGGAAAGUAUAGAACUAUUGGAAGGCUUACAGAACAGCUCAAUGGAAGAGGCAUCACUUGUUGCACUACAAGACAAGAUUGCCUCUGCAUAUCUUUGGCAGGCUAUCCUACAGCAUGAGGAGGCUAUGAGGCAGAAUGCUACUCUGUUCAAAGAUGGUGAUGAUUCUGAUGUAACUGGUGUAGAGGGCAUGGACCAUGAAAAAGAAAGCCAACAGAUAAUCAGUCUAGAGCAGCCUUUUGUCCAGUCCUUACAUGCUGCAGUGGAUAUGUGGACAGCAUUAUUGGAAACAUGUACAAAGCAGUCUCAAGAUGGAAAGGUUGACAUCUCUACAUUUUUGAAUCCAACUGAGACAAGGCAUUAUCUACAAACUGCAGCACUUCUAUAUGGGAUACUCAAUCAACCUCUUAACCAGGUCCAUGCCCUUCAUCUGUGUGCUGUGAUCAACCAAGCCAUCAAUACACAAGAUUCAAUGAAUGAAGCAGUUACAAUAUAUGCCCAAGCCAUACACACAUUGUGCAGUAUUCAUGAUGUUGGCCAUGCAAGUUUGCUUCUCUCAUAUUGUAAACAAAUAGAGGAAAAUUCCACUCUUGAAUCUACAACAGUGAUUCAGAUAUUACUGGCUAGGAGUCACUUUUAUCUUGAAUCUGGCAAGUAUUCUGAAGGAGAAAAGUGCCUGAACAUGGCCUUUUCUAGUGACUUUCUAUCUCAGAGGACUCGUACAUCAUUUGUUCAUAUGGCAGUAGCUCACUCGUUGAUGGUCAAAUACCUGCAGCUACCUCCUACUGUUUACAGUUUUCAACCACCACAAGGUUUUACAGCCUCAGAGGACCACAUAACACCUUUGGAUGCAGCUAUUGAUGGCAUCAGUAAGAUAGAAGGCAUUGCUUUUACCCUCUUUGGACAAAGAGUUUCAGACCUCAGUGGUAAUGCAUGUGGUAUUGCAGAUACUGAGGUAAUGAACCCAAAUGUGAUGGCUGGCACCAGUCAUCUACUCGUAGUACUCAACCUUCUCAUGUUCCAGCAGCAGUGUGGAACUCUACUUGCCCACCAAGGAAUGGUCAGGCAGGCUGUAAAGUACCUAACAGAUGGUCUUGUGUUGUCAAGGAAGUUUGUUCUACCAUACAGAGUGGCAGAGUUUGUCACCAGUUUAUCACUUGUAAAAACACAAAAGGGAGAGUUCAGCCAAGCCAAGAAUGACCUCCUUCAUGUAGCUCACACAUUAGCGCCAAUUCUACAAAGUGACGAUGAAAGGACUGAAAUUGAACAGUGUCUGGAGACCCCUCCACUGGUUGAUCACCCAAAGGUUUGUCAUUGCAUCUGCUGUAGUGAUCCUGCUGUGCAAUCCAUUCUGAUGGGAUUUUUCCUUACUGUUGCUAAGUAUUUGGGAUCUAUAUCACAUCCUAAAGACUCUAUCAAAGCUUUAGAGGUAACAGAAAGGCUAAGCUCUUUUGCAAUUCAAAGGAUGACAGCUUCACUGAGUGAAUUCUCUAAUACUCUGAAACUUGGUUCUGGGAACGUACCAAAAGAGGAAGCUGAUGAAUCAGUGGGAAAAGGAAAAAAGAGAGGAAGAAGCAAAACUGCAAAAGCAAAGCAAGCAAAGAAAGAUUAUCCUUCUGGAGCAAACCAGGAUUUAUCUCAAACAUCUAUAGCAAUGUUCAGUUUGAAUUUAGCUGAGACAUUUGUUCAAAAUGCAGAGAUUUUGAUCAACAACAAUAAAUCCAAAAAGGCCUUAGAUGUGAUCGCAUCUGGUAUGGAAGUGAUCCAAGACAUGGAGAAGAUGAAUGGAGGAUCAUUACCCCCUUCGCUGAUCCAUAUUACUUCUUGCUUGUAUUAUCUGAAAGGUUUAGUCCACUUGAAUGUAGCUCUUGGUAUAGAUAGUAAAGGAUUGGAUUUGAUAUGGGAAUUCCCUGAUGGACAAUCAAAAGGUGAUGAAUGUGGUAAUGCACUCAAUUCUACACAGACCCUUGAUGCUGAGGAAGAAAAACCAAUAGAGAAAAGGAAACGUAGUGCAAAAACUAGGGGUAAAGUAAUCGAUGAGCCUGGUGUUGGUCAGAAAACAACAAGAACAACAACAUCAGGAAAAGGUAAAGGCAGGAGCAAACGAAUCGCAAACCAGACAGUUAUUGAACAACAUGAAGAAGAUGGGAUUCCAAAGGCUGGCAGGAAGGUUGAUGGUAGAGGUGGAAAAAAGAGCAAAGAAAAAGCAAAAGAAGUUAACCAAGAAUCUGAACUGGAGCUUUCCAUAGCCAUGUUUACCAAUGCCUUAGAUCUGUGUUGCUGGCUGCCACAACCUCAGCUGUUUUCUCAGCUGUGCCAAUGUCUUACUUUAUGUUAUGGAAGAGCAUCUGUUGACAAAGCAGUGUACUAUCUUAAUCUGUCUCUUGGGAUCACACUAAGAUAUGAAGCUGCAAAUAGUUCUAGGAAGAAGAUCAGGAAACUGUUAAAAGAGAAAGAUGAGCCACAGGUUUUGUCAAGUGACAUGGCAUCACUUACCAGUAAACUAGAAUCCAUAUCUAUACAAGACAAUCAAGUACAUGCUUCUGCAAAAACUAUCCAGCAUCUUCAAGGGACCAGACAGUUGAUGCUGUUCCCCUCACACCAAACACAGCUUGAUACUUCAAGUAUACCAAAAGAAUGGACAGUAUGUACAUUGGCAUCAGUGCAGACACAAGGAUGUCCUUCACAAGAGCUAAUCAUAUGUACACAAAGGUCUGGGAGAGAUCCUAUUCUUGUCAAGUUACCCAUGACAACUGUAGAUGAUGCUGAUGACACUGAACCUCAUCUAAAUGAUGAAGUCAACAAGGCAGUCCUGGACAUGACCAAACUAUUCCAGGGAAGCAUACCAGAGGAAUUUUCUGAUAUCAUGCAAAGCAGCUUGGACAGCAUGGGAAUUAAUGAUAAUAAAGAAUGGUGUCAAACUAGAUCUGCCUUGGAUAAUAAACUAAAGGUUUUACUGGAAAGACUAGAGAAUUCUUGGCUUGGGAUUUGGAAAGGUGCACUCCUGGGCCAACACACUGACCCACAUUUACAAGAAACACUGGAGCAUGUGUCCAAGGAUUUGGUUAAGAAACUAGAAGAUCAUGUCCAAAGACCCAUUGACAAGGAUUUGAUAGAGAUACUGGUGGAUUCAUACCGUUUCCUAACAGAAGAACAAGUCAGGGAAGCACUAUCAAAGAUCACUGGUCUGCACCCAAAAGCACCAGAUCUUGACAAGGUUGUCCAAGACUAUGAAAUGCUCGCCAGUUCCUUGGUACCUCCAAAGAAAAGAACAUCCAAAGAAAAGAAGAGAUGCCCCAAUGUGAGUGAACGUCACCCUGUUGUAUUAAUUCUUGGAAAGGACAUUCAGCAUUUACCGUGGGAGAGUAUUCCCAUCCUGAGGGACCAGCAGGUCACUAGAAUGCCUUCCAUGCAUUUUGUUCUAGCACAGACACGAAAGGCUGAGGCUGAUGGGAAUUCCUGGGUUAUUGACCCAAGCAAUGCAUACUAUGUGCUAAACCCAGAGGACAAUCUACCCAAUACGCAGAAAAUAUUUCAAAACUGGUUUGAGAGUGAAUUGAGUUGGGCAGGAAUAACAGGCAAGAAACCUUCCCAGGAUGAAUACAAGAGUGCAUUGAUGGAUCAUGAGUUAUUCCUCUAUCUUGGUCAUGGUUCUGGGAGGUCAUUCUUUAAAGGUGAUGACAUACAGCGUGUUAUCUGUAAAGCUACCACUAUACUAAUGGGCUGCAGUAGUGCAAAACUCAUGGUAAAUGGUGUUUGUGAGCCAAGAGGUAUGAGCCUGAACUACCUUCUGGCUGGAUGUCCUGCUAUAAUUGGCAACCUUUGGGAUGUGACAGACAGAGACAUUGAUCGCUUUACAAAAUCUCUACUUCAAACAUGGCUUGAGGGUGAUCAGAAAUUAUCACUUCUUCAAUAUAUCAAGAAUGCCAGACAAGCUUGUAAGCUACCUUACUUGAUUGGUGCAUCACCAGUUGUCUAUGGGGUUCCUGUGUUUCUAAAGGAUUAACUAAAAUGUGCUGGAUUUGUAAAUCACUUAGAACUGGCCGAGUCACAGAACACUAAUUUUGUCUUUUGGGAAUAGCCAUACAGUUUGUACAGGCCUGCUGGACAGGCAUGCCACCUAUUUGAACAAACCAAAACCACAGGACACCCACUACCAAAGUUUAGGUUUUCUUCAUUUUUCCACUCUUUCUACUCUUUGAUGAUACCCAGUGGUACCAUCCAUGCUCUGAUAAGCUUGAUGUAAACAUCAAGGUUCUUUAUGAGAAUUUUAGUUGCCUUUCUACUCAGGAGGGGUGUUUUAAUCUAACUAGGUAGUUUUAUUCCUUAUUUUAUACUAUGUUUGCAAGUUACAUGGUUGUCCUUUGCUAAUACUACCAACAUGGCUACCAUGUCAUUUGACUCCCUUGGAAUUGCUUGCAAACCAUGAUAGAAAUACUGUAUAUUCAUGCAAGUCAAACCACUGUCCCUUACUAAUCACCAGUUACUGAUACAACCCUGUACCAUAUACAUGUAAUAGUGACAUGUAAUAGUAAUAAUAAUAGAACUAUAACAGCAACUGUUUUAUAAAAUUGCUGUUAGAGAAGGCAAUCAUAUAAAAGAUGCAGAUCCCAGUAUAUUUUAACAGAGAACUGCUUCCCUUGUGCAUGAAUUCAACAAACAAAGUUUUUUUUGUAUCUUCAGUUUCACUGUUUUAUUUCAUGUGAUAUUAAUGUCAAGCAAGAAAAUGUUGGCAUGUCUUACAAUAAAUAUGAAAUACACUUUU